Syzygium oleosum is the source of this 1860-nucleotide messenger RNA. RefSeq names its product cytochrome P450 86B1. The record is from RefSeq and is a predicted model, not a curated record. The transcript has 2 exons. Gene Ontology annotation, molecular function: iron ion binding; oxidoreductase activity, acting on paired donors, with incorporation or reduction of molecular oxygen; heme binding. Lineage: Eukaryota; Viridiplantae; Streptophyta; Magnoliopsida; Myrtales; Myrtaceae. Bases 44 to 1645 code for a protein of 533 amino acids.
GCUGAGUACAUAGGCAAGAGGUUGCAUCGCAUAACAUCAGACGAUGACCGCAAGAACACUCAUUUACUCCGCAAUGGAGUGGCUCCGAUCCCAUGCACAUCACGUAUCUCUUUGGGACGUGGCCAUCGCUUUCUUGGGCUACUUCGUAUUCUCGUGCAUCGCCGAGAGGCUGAGGAACAAGAACGGCCCGAUGCUGUGGCCGGUCCUCGGGAUCGUCCCGUCUCUUCCGUUCUCCCAGGACGAGCUCUACAACUGGCUGACCAGGGCCCUGGUGAAAGCCGGGGGCACGUUCUGGUACCGCGGCGUGGCCUUGGGUGGCCUCCGGGGGAUCAUCACGGUCGACCCCGCCAACCUCGAGCACAUGCUCCGGACCCGGUUCAGUAAUUACCCAAAGGGCAAGUAUUUCCGGGAGAGGUUCCGCGAAUUGCUCGGCGGCGGGAUCUUCAACGCGGACGAUGCUGAAUGGAAGGAGCAGCGGCGGCUUGCUACUUCAGAGAUGCACUCCCCGCACUUCGUGCGGCACUCGUACGACACCAUGCGGGAGCUCGUCCACCACAAGCUCCUCAAGCUUCUAGAGGCAAGGGCCGCCGCCCCAGGAAAUGAUAAGCCGCCGCUUGAACUCCAGGACGUACUCCUCCGUUUCACGUUCGACAACAUCUGCACCGCCGCCUUCGGUGUUGACCCGGGCUGCCUGACCGUUGAUCUGCCCGAGGUGCCGUUUGCUAAGGCGUUCGAGGAGGCCACCGAGCUAACGCUGUUCAGGUUCUUGGUACCCCCUUUCGUGUGGAAGCCCAUGAGGUAUCUCUCGCUUGGGAGCGAGAGGAGGCUCAAGGAAGCUCUAAAAAUCGUACACGAGUUUGCCGACAAGACGGUGUCGGACCGCUGGAUGGAGCUGAGCAAGCUUGGGAGCUUGAGUGACCGGUCCGACCUCCUGUCCCUGCUCAUGAAGGACAAGAACCACAACUUCUCCGACAAGUUCCUCAGGGAUUUCUGUGUGAGCUUCAUCUUAGCCGGCCGCGACACGAGCUCCGUUGCGUUGGUGUGGUUCUUCUGGUUGAUAGACAAGCACCCGGAAGUAGAAGCUAAAGUCCUCAGCGAGAUCCAUCAGAUUAUUGUACGGAGACGCCCUCCGGUGGGUCCGGAAGCGCAUCAGGACGUGGUAUUCACACCGGAGGAGUUGAUGGACAUGGUGUAUUUGCAGGCCGCACUAUCAGAGUCCCUGAGGCUGUACCCGGCAGUCCCAAUGGAGUUGAAGGAGGUCCUAGACGAUGACGUGCUUCCCAACGGCACCGAGCUGAAGCGGGGUGACCGAGUCAUGUACUGCCUAUUCUCGAUGGCCCGUAUGGAGUCGCUGUGGGGGAGGGAUUGCGAGGAGUUCAGGCCGGAGAGGUGGUUGAGGGAGGACGGGCAGCGGAUGGUGAGCGAGAGCCAGUUCAAGUACGCGGUGUUCAAUGCCGGCCCGAGGCUGUGCGUGGGGAAGAAGUUUGCGUACAUGCAGAUGAAGAUGGUCGCGGCAUCAGUGCUGUGGAGGUAUUCAGUGGUGGUGGCAGAGGGCCACAAGGCGGUGCCCAAGGUCACCACCACCCUCUACAUGAAGCACGGGCUGCCGGUGACUCUCCGGCCGAGGGUGGCCAGGAAGUUCUGAGUAACGAUUCCGGUGUGUGCUCGUGGCGUUGAAGGGUAAAUCUAGUAGAGGCCAGAGUUGGUGAUGAGGGCUGUAUUCGGUAUAUAGCAGCUCAAAGACAUGCAUGAAGAAACACUCCUCAACUCAUGGUUCGCUGAUUACUAUCUGCUCAUGUCGUAAAAAUAGUAAAAGGAGUUGGCAAACUAAUCUUUCAAGAAGUGGUUGUGUUUUGUGUA